ACCAGAAAAAGAGCUUGCAGGAGAAAUGGCAGAGCCUGAUCUUCAAUUCUUUAAUACAACUGAAAGUUGGAACCUGCGGAGUGUAGAAGUCAUAUCUGAUUUACAAGAUAAGCUUCAACCUUAUGAAUCGUGGGUGGUGCACGUCUCUGUAUUAGGCGACAAUAGAGAAGCCUUCACCUUCUUCUUUCCGAUUUUUGCUGGACUGAAGAAUGAGUUAGGAGCUCGUGCACUAUGGGCUGCGAUUCUGGUGGAAUGGUCAAACCUUCUUUUGAAGUGGGCAUUCAGAGGAGACCGACCCUAUUGGUGGACGGGAGAGACCUCUUUGUACAAUGAGGAAACUAGACCACUUCUGCGGCAGUUUCCAAACACCUGUGAAUCAGGUCCUGGAACACCUUCAGGCCACCUCAUGAUGAAUGUAGCACUCUUUUAUGUUGCUGCAAGGGGCAUUACUACUUUUUUCAUUUGGAAUUCAACAACUUUGAAUAAAGUUCAGAAGUGGUUUCUUGCAUUUCUGAUAUAUAGCCUCUAUAUUUGCUGGAAUGCAAUGGUAUUCAUCUCACGUCUUUACAUCCAAGCUCAUUUUGUUCAUCAGUGUAUUAUGGGGGUCAUCGCAGGCUUAUUUGUUGGGCAUUUCGCUUGGAGCAGUAAACGUUUACUGAAACUUACAAAGACCCUUUCAGUUGUCAUAGCAGUUUUUCUCAUCUUGUCUUCUGUGAUGACAUACUACCUCUUACUUUCCCAAGGAAUGAAUCCUCUGUGGACAGUUUCUCUGGCUCUCAAACAUUGCAUGAGACCAGAGUAUGUCAAGGUUGACACACAGCCUUACUAUUUGAUUAUGAGAUUCACUGGAGCUGCCCUUGCAUUAGGUCUAGGCAUUUCAUCAGAACAGAGGAAGGCAGUGGUUCAGUCCCGGAUCAGUCGCAUACACAUGUUGCUGGGGGUCAAGGGAGGCAUACUGAUUGGGAGAAUGUCUGCAAUAAUUCAGGCAAGCUUUCCGAAGGAUGACAUGAUCGUGUUCCUGAUGCUGUCAUUUGGCCUUAACGUUGCCUUGCCCUUGAUCAUCAUAUCUGUGUUGCCUCACUUUCUUUUGACCAUGUGUUAAACUUAAUUAUUAAUUUGCACAUGUAAUGACUAUGGCUUAGUAAGUGGUCUGCGUGUUUAAUAGACCUCCAUUAUCUAUUUAUGAGUGAAGAAAAUCUUAAUUUAUUACUAGGAUCCACUUCAGGGCAUUUUCAAGUUGAGUUAUGAUGCAAAUAGUAUUAUGUAGAGGAAUAAGGAAUUUAUUUCCUUUAAUAUGGAAGAAGAUAAGAAAUAUAUGCAUUCUUUUGUAUGUUAUAUGCCAGAAGUAUGACAGCAUGAAAUAUUAAUAGAUGUGUAAUUUAUUUAACUGUAGGUUUAGUAAUGGUUUUGGAUAACAAGCACAGUACUUUGAUAGUGAUGAAAGUUAUUUUUGUCAUGUUUCAAAGAUUUCUCCAUAGUACCUGGAUUUAUAAGAUUUUAUAAUUCAGAAAAUAUAUUUAUUAAAGCAGAUAGUCACAGAAGAAUUAGCUUGGUAAGAUGUUGCAUUUACUGUACAUUUGGUAUUAUUGUUGAAUUUCAUGAGAUUGUACCUCAGUGAGAUAUUAUUAAGUUUAUGCAUGUGCUGGAAGAGAUCUGUUUAUUUUUCACUGUUUUCAAGAAAAGAAACACUAGAGAAACUAA
Molecule: messenger RNA, 1701 nt
Organism: Penaeus vannamei (Pacific white shrimp)
Lineage: Eukaryota; Metazoa; Arthropoda; Malacostraca; Decapoda; Penaeidae
Source: RefSeq, a predicted model, not a curated record